UUGGGGAAGUGUACGGGGCUUUAACGUGACUCUCUCUCUCUCUCUCUCUCUCUCUCUCUCUCUCUCUCUCUCUCUCUCUCUCUCUCUCUCUCUCUCUGGAAUAAUUAAGACAAAGUAAAAGGCGACCAAAGGAUAGAAACAUUGAGAACACGGAAAGGCCCUUCUCGACGACGCAAAAAAACGCACAAAAGACUUGGAAAAGCUUCACCAGGACUUGUUUUUUUUUCGGGGGGGGGGCCCCACGGUAUUCGAGGCGAUAGACUUGAAAGUGUGGAAGUUGGGGAGGACGUGCAACACAGCGGAAAAUACACAGCUGAGCUACAACUACUAGCCACACACAGCUAAGCGGCACAACUAGCCACACUCCGCUAACCGAGCUUUCAAAAAAAAAAAUCACGGGGCUUGACAUCCAGGCACUGCGAAGAAUCCAGGGACUUACUUAAUGAAUUAUGUCUGCCACAAGCAUUGACCCUCAGAGAUCAAAGGGACAAGCAUCUAAAGUGCAAAAUGGUUCAAUGCAUCAGAAGGAGACUGUCCAUGACAAUGACUUUGAGCCAUACCUCACUAGUCAGUCAACUCAGAACAACAGCUACCAGUCCAUCACCGAUCCCUACCUGUCCAGCUACUACGCCCCUUCCAUUGGGUUUCCGUACCCCCUCAGUGAGGCACCUUGGUCCACAGGUGGAGAUCCGCCUAUUCCAUACCUGACCCCCUACGGAGCCUUGAGUAAUGGAGACCAUCACUUUAUGCCAGACACGGUGUUUGGCCAGCCGGGGGGCCUGGGAAGCAGUAUCUACCCCCACAGGUUUAACUUUUUCCCUGAAAACCCUGCCUUCUCUGCUUGGGGCACAAGUGGCUCCCAAGGCCAGCAGACUCAGAGUUCAGCCUAUGGAGGCAGCUACAGCUACCCUCCUAGCUCCCUUGGGGGCACCCUGGUGCCUGAUGGUCAGACAGGCUUUCAUAGUGACACCCUCAACAAAGCACCAGGAAUGAACAGUCUGGAGCAGGGUAUGGUCGGUUUGAAGAUCGGAGGGGAUGUAACAGGUCAGGGGUCGGGAGUCAAGGCAGUGGGAUCUGUCAUUGGUGGUCCUGCUGUAGCGCCCACAGGGAAUGGAGCUACACCUAUUGGAAUGCCUCCACCCAAACCCACAUCCUGGGCUGCCAUUGCAAGCAAGCCCGCUAAGCCACAGCAGCUGAAAGCCAAGUUGAAACCAGGGAUGCCCAAUCCAGGAGGAGCUCUUCCUCCUCCACCCAUCAAACACAACAUGAACAUUGGGACUUGGGACAAGGGCCCAGUGACUAAAGUAGCCACAGCUCCAAUGCAGCAGCAGCCUCUUGGCCUGCCUCAUGGAUUGCAACCUCAACCCCCCAUGCAGCAAGGCCCCAUGCAGCACCCGCCUCCCCAAUCUUUGGUGCAGCCCCAGAUGCAGCCUAUGGCCUUACAGCCCCACCCCUCUCAUCACCAGCACCAUCAGCCACCACCUCAAGCCUACCAAAACCACACCCAGCCCCCUCAACCCCAGACACGCUGGGUUGCCCCGCGCAACCGGAACCAAGGCUACGGUCAGGGUUGCCCUGGCCAAGAUGGUAGUGGUGUGAUGGGUAUGGUUGGUGGUGGGAACAGCGGCCCCCAAACUUCUGCUAACCAGGGACCUGGUGCAGAGUCCCACCCAGUGCUUGACAAGCUGCGUGCCAACCAUAGCUACAACCCCAAGGAAUUUGAGUGGAACCUGAAGAAUGGUCGUGUUUUCAUCAUUAAAAGCUACUCCGAGGACGAUAUCCAUCGCUCUAUCAAGUACUCCAUCUGGUGCAGCACGGAGCAUGGCAACAAGCGGCUGGACUCAGCCUUCCGGGCCAUGAGCAGUAAGGGCCCCGUGUACCUGCUGUUCAGUGUCAACGGCAGCGGCCAUUUCUGUGGUGUGGCAGAGAUGCGUUCGCCAGUGGACUAUGGUACCAGCGCUGGUGUUUGGGCGCAGGACAAGUGGAAGGGCAAGUUUGACGUGGACUGGUUGUUUGUUAAGGACGUGCCUAAUAGCCAGCUGCGCCACAUUCGCCUGGAGAACAAUGACAACAAACCGGUGACCAACUCCCGUGACACCCAGGAGGUUCCUCUGGAGAAGGCCAAACAGGUGCUCAAAAUCAUCACCACCUACAAACACACCACCUCCAUCUUUGAUGAUUUCUCCCAUUAUGAGAAGAGGCAGGAAGAAGAGGAGGAGGUGCGAAAGACCUUUGAACCUCCUCAGAUACAGAGCCGCUCUCGGUUGGAUCAGGAGCGUCAAAACAGGAAUAAACAAUAGAAGACAUUUAUCCUUGGCUUGAUCAACAGUUACACUAGGACUUUUGAUUUAAGAGACAGAUGAAUAUGAAAAUGCAACCAAGCCCUUCAUUUUUUUUCUAUUUAAUCCUGGUCAAUCUCUGCCAUUGUUGAAACUUGUGCUUUUUUGCUCCAUGUACCACCCACUUCUUGUGCAGGGAUAACAAGCUGAUUUCAUGUAUUACGUAGCCGCUACCAACACACUCUUUAGUUCGGGGUCCUUUUUUAGAAGUAUUUUUCCUCCCGUUCCAUCUCGUGCUCUUCUCUCACCAGACUGGUUUCCCGUCCCCUACCCAAACCUCUUUCUAAUUGAAUCAGGGUUUGACUGCACCAUGGAGAAAAAUCUGCCACUUUAUAUUUCAGUACAAUCAGGAACGGAUGUGUCCUGCCCCUGUUUGUCCAUUUGGGGGCAAUAUUGCCAUGCUUCAGAGGUUUUAACUGUGCCAACAGGGUUGGAGGAUCCCAAAGGCAAUGUCGGACUUGGAGCUGUGCGAUAAUAAAACUUCACUGGUUUAUCUAUUUUUCAUUCAGAUCGACAAAUCUCUAUUUUUUGGCUUACUACUGACAAUUUCAUUUCAGAAACCUGUUUUCUGGAGCCUUAAUGUUUUUUUUUUCUUUUUCUAAUUAUUGGUGACUCAAAGAACUGCUCAAACAGUGACACUGCUGGAGAAAUCAGGGAUAGUGUGAAGUCACACGGGACUCGAGACAUUUCUGAGAAAGAAAUGCAAAGGCCUCUGGGAAAGAAAAAAAACGGAUGUGUCCUCCACAACCAGAACUCUCACCAUUUUAAGUCAAAAAUUGUACAAUUGACUUCCCUUACACCCCUCUGCUUUGCUUUCUUUUGAUGUUUGUCUUGAAGGGGUCUUUUGUAUGUUUCAUCGGGAGAUUCUGAUGUGUACGCAACCCAGUCUGAGAGAAUUGUUGCAUCUAACAUUUUUAAAUUGUUUUGUAAUCAGACAUUAUGUAAUGAUGUAACUACUACAUUGAAUGAAUUGUUGCUUUUGUUCCACAGAAACGGGGGAGGGUUCAUGUCUCUGUCCAUUCACCAUCAUUCUGUCUUAAUCCUCGUUUUUUUCUUGGUUGUUUUCCUUGAAUUUUGUUUUGCUAAGUCUGUCAUGUUGGUCGUAAUGCUAAGCUUUAAUGUAGGAGCCUAUAUAUUCAUGGAGAAAGCCUAAAAAAUGUAUAACCUAAAAAUUAAUGUAACUGAUUUACUAUCAAGUAAGAAAAAAAAUAAGAAUGAAAUGUGGUUUCUGUGUGUUUUUUGGUUGUUUCAAAAAAUAAUCUAGACUGAAACCAUUGAUUAUGAUUUAGAAAAGUACUUUGAGGUCUGUUUACGGGGGAAAAAAAAACAUUGGAUAUUAAAACACAGUCACUCACAGGUGUGUGUGUGUGUGCCCGUGCAUGACAAGCUACAGUAUAAGAAGUCUGCUGGGAAUGUUCUACUGUUACCCAUCCUGCAGCGUAUCUGUUCUCAUGUUAUGUCAGAAUGAUCAAAGCCAGAAUGCAGUUUAUCUGUCCUCGGGCAUUUUAGAUCAGCAGGUUCUCUCUUCUCUUGAUUAUAAGAAACCAUUUGACUCUUCUUGAUAGUGAGCUCAUCAUUUUGAAGGGAACUGCUAGAAAUCUGCUGUUUAAUGUGGAGGAGUAUUUUCUUCUUAUUGUGAUUCCAUGUAAGCAUUUAAAUCCGAAGUAGAUUCUUUGUCUUAAAAAAUUCACAUUUUAAACUGACAAUUUAGUUCGAAGUAAUUCACCUAUAAUUCAAACAAAAGUGACAGUUGCAAAUGUUUAAAUUUAUUCUGGCCUGAACUCUUUGUUCAAUAAGAUGAUUUCAGAUUACAGUAGAGAGUUUAUAUGACAUAUGAUGUGCUUUGAUUCUGUCGGAACGUUUUGCCAGUGAGAUGGCAGAAGUACUUCACUUUGCUGAGGUAAUUUGAGUGAGUAUGAUCGCACACUUCAAAAGUUUCCAGUUUUGUGUGUUUUUUUUUUGUUGUUGUUUUUUUUUUUUUUUUUUUACAGGCUAGUGAAUCCAUUGUAAUCUAAAGAACUGACCUCUGACAGGAUCCUUCCUCCUCCAUCUCUUCUCCUUGUAUUACCUGCACUUACCAAUAGCUAGGUUGAUCCAAGCAAUACGCUGAAGGCCCUUCACAUGUUUGCCUUCACGGACGUCUCUCUCAGACCAGCGUAGUCGGAGGGAGCUGAGAAGCGUAAGGACCCGACAGAAGAAGAGCCUACUUUGCCUCAGGAAGCAUGAGCUGGUUGUGAUCAUAGUACAGGGCUUAAUGUACACACUCAUAACCGUCAGAUAAUGUAUGUUGCAAUAGAGGGAUGUCCAGUUAGACAUGAGAGUAUAUGUAUCAACACUACAUGAGGGUUAAGGACGUGAAGUAUUCUACAGUUGAUUCGCUUUAGUAGACCGCAGUAGUAGUUGAAUUAACUUGUUUUAAAAAACCGAUCCUGGUUACUCUUUAUAGAAGAAAUCAAGCCUUAAUAAACUCGUCAUUCAGAAA
Labrus bergylta (ballan wrasse) is the source of this 4821-nucleotide messenger RNA. Its product is annotated as YTH domain-containing family protein 1. Gene Ontology annotation, molecular function: N6-methyladenosine-containing RNA reader activity; mRNA binding. Gene Ontology annotation, biological process: mRNA destabilization. NCBI's taxonomy places the organism in Eukaryota, Metazoa, Chordata, Actinopteri, Labriformes, Labridae. Gene Ontology annotation, cellular component: cytoplasm. The record is from RefSeq and is a predicted model, not a curated record.